Cyclocybe aegerita is the source of this 1092-nucleotide messenger RNA. Lineage: Eukaryota; Fungi; Basidiomycota; Agaricomycetes; Agaricales; Hemipholiotaceae. The record is from the annotation of a GenBank genome assembly.
AUGCCAAUGACGGCCCCUUCUCUGCUCGACUACACGAGACUGGGCCUUGCCACAGCGGCACAGCCCGUUGUCGUGCUUUGGAGACUUGCUUCGUCUCCGUUCACCUCUUAUGAAAAGAAGAAGCCCUGGAGGCGCGUGGUUUACGACGCCAGUUUCCGCUGGAUCGUAUAUACGCAGCGCAUGGACCUCCUGGGCUACAUAAUGGGACCUUCAGUGACGACUUAUGAGAAGUACAUGAAGAAGCAUUUGUUGGAGGCGCGCGUACAAGACGUCGAGGACGCGAAGCUGCUUUGGGUCGGGGAGAGGGACCCGGAACGUGUCAUCUUAUAUCUCCAUGGUGGGGGCUUCCUUUUCCCCCUGGCAGACUACAGCCUCGAUUUCUGGGGAUAUGUGCGGAAGGAGCUCACGCGAACGGGUUGCAAAGGUGUUGCGAUUGCAGUGUUGGAUUACACUCUUGUGACCAGUGCGGGGUAUCCGACUCAACUUCGCCAGUCAAUUGCUGCCGUGAAACAACUCCUCGCGGAUGGCAUCAAACCUGAGAACAUCGUCUUAACCGGAGACUCCGCCGGAGGCAACCUCGUCAUUCAGCUCCUCCUACACCAACUCCAUCCCGUUGAAGGACUCCAAGAGCUACCCCCCGACAUCAAGUUCGGAGGAGCCUACAUGAUGUCACCAUGGACGGACUUGCUUCCCCGUGGCGGUGUCGCCUCAUACAAGGAGAAUCCCAAAUGGGACAUUGUGGCGGCGCCCAAGCUGGCCUAUUUUGGGAGGGCCUAUUUAGACCGCGUCCGGGAAGAAAAAGACCUGAAAUACAUCGACGCGCACUACGCUCCAGACAGGUGGUACGAUGGCGUAGGAAACAUAGUCGACAAGGUCCUCAUCACCGCCGGCGGCGCAGAAAGCCUUCGUGACGAUAUCGUCCGGUUCGCGGAUCGUUUCGGGAAAGCCCACGGGAACACCAAGAUAGUCAUCGACAAAUUCGGGGUUCAUGACGAUCCUUUCCUUGAUUUCUACGCAGGGGAGACGAAGCAGCUCAGUGAAUUAACCCCAAUCAUUCUCGAAUGGAUCAAGGAGGCAUUUGAAAUAGCGUAG